AUGGCGUCUCCACAGAAAAACAUCGGUCUUGUUGGUCUCUCAGCAAAAGGUUCGAAGGCGUCUGCGGAGGCUGCGGCAAAGGAGUACAAGUUAGAGGGCGUGGCGGCUUACGACAAUCCUUCCGCCAUUGCCAAAGAUCCCAAUGUCGACAUCGUAGCUGUCAGCGUGAAUGUACCAGAACACUACAAGCUCAUUGUUCCUGCGCUUGAAGCAGGAAAGGAUGUCUUCUCAGAAUGGCCACUUGCACGCAACCUAUCCGAAGCGGAGGAACUCGUCAAAUUAGCCAAAGCGAAGGGCGUAAAGACCGUGGUGGGUUUGCAAGCUCGCCAAAACCCAGCCAUUAUCAAGGCGAAAGAGAUCAUCGAGUCAGGAAAACUUGGAAGAGUCCUGGGUACAACCAUGUAUGGUCACGGCACGAUCUUUGGUCCGGUCAUGCCAGAGAACUUUCUCUACGGCUUACCCGUGGAAGCCGGCGCCAAUCUGGUAACCAUACCCUUCGGCCACGCGGUCGAUGCAUUGUGCUAUGCUCUCGGCGAGAUCAAGGAUAUUUCCGCCACUCUCGCAAACCUCCGCCCCGAGCACGAUCUCAUUGAUAACGAUGGCAAGCCCAACGGCAAAGUUACCAAGACAGCACACGACUAUGUCUCCUUUAAUGGCAGACUCGCGAAUGGCGGUGGCGUUAUCGAUGUUACUUACGUUGGAGGACACUCCCGCACUGGACGCGAGUUUUACUGGGAGAUCAACGGCACAGAAGGAUCGCUUGUGUUUGAGAAUCCCAACCCUAUGGGUGGGCAUAUUCAGAUGUUCCAGCCGAGCUUGAAGUUGGCAACGAAUCAAGGCAUUGAGGAGGUCCAAGUUGAAAAGGCUGCAGACUUCUCGUUCAAUGUUGGAAAAGCAUGGGACGCGCUGGCUGGCAAAGGUUUGGACCAAGGAUACAGUGUUACCACCUGGGAUGAUGCGCUUCUUCGUCACAAGAUGAUUGAUGCGAUUUACCGCAGCGGUGAAAGUGGGAAGAGGGAGAACUACGUCUAG
Parastagonospora nodorum SN15 is the source of this 1032-nucleotide messenger RNA. RefSeq lists its product as hypothetical. The transcript is spliced from 3 exons. The coding region runs from base 1 to 1032 and encodes 343 amino acids. Lineage: Eukaryota; Fungi; Ascomycota; Dothideomycetes; Pleosporales; Phaeosphaeriaceae. Gene Ontology annotation, molecular function: nucleotide binding. The record is from RefSeq and is a predicted model, not a curated record.